This is a messenger RNA of Aspergillus alliaceus, 592 nucleotides long. RefSeq lists its product as uncharacterized. NCBI's taxonomy places the organism in Eukaryota, Fungi, Ascomycota, Eurotiomycetes, Eurotiales, Aspergillaceae. The coding region runs from base 149 to 487 and encodes 112 amino acids. The record is from RefSeq and is a predicted model, not a curated record. The transcript has a single exon.
ACAUUUAUCUUAUUUUCCCCAUCCAUUUGCUCGCAUUAUACCCAACGCCGUUUCCAUUACAAGUGUACCAGGUAGGAAGAAGAUCCCUCUACUUCUGCUACCCCUCCUUGUCCGUCCUGAUCCAGACAACUGUUCCUCUGCUUUUCCAAUGUGGACCCAUCCUUCAUCCACUUCCGCGCUAUGGCAGAUUGAUAUUGACUCCGUCUUCUCUCCCACAUUACUGUUUCUUCUUUCCAUCCGAACCUCUCUAUCCCUUUGCUUGUUGCCAACCUGUUUUCCUUGCCUGCAAGGGCCUUGGUACCUACCUAGAUCUUCCAUCUUAUCUCUUGCGUCUUUAGUACUUGAUCCCACCCCCCUCCCCCCAAAAAUACCCUUGCCCUUUUCCUUGAACCCCCAUUCAUAUCAAGAGGUGAAGCAUCUCAAUCCUGUCGUUGUUGAUUCGUUGCCCCUCCUCCUUGCUGCCUCUGUAAACCAGUGGUCCCUGUGACGUUCCUUCCCCCCAUUGCUUCUCCCGCGUAAUGUCCCUAUUGCGUAGGGCACUAUUCAGUCAUGAAGUCCAGUUGCCAUAACACUACCAUUGGUUUCGUGGAUU